Phragmites australis (common reed) is the source of this 1355-nucleotide messenger RNA. RefSeq lists its product as uncharacterized. The record is from RefSeq and is a predicted model, not a curated record. The transcript is spliced from 4 exons. The coding region runs from base 116 to 1090 and encodes 324 amino acids. Lineage: Eukaryota; Viridiplantae; Streptophyta; Magnoliopsida; Poales; Poaceae.
UCGGUGGCCGCCGCACCGCUAUGUCUCCAGUACGGCAGUACCCAACCGUCGUUGCCCCCCGUUUCACCUCCGCUCCACGUGCUCCAGUUAGCGCUUGGCGCGCGCGUACGCCACCAUGGGCUUCGGCGUCCUCCCGCUGAUGGAAUUCCUCGCGCGCCGCGCGUUCCUCGGCGCCGGCCUCCGGCCCCGCACGAUCGCUCUCCCCUCCUCCGCGUCCGACGGUGGCGGCGGGCAGCACGCCAUCCACUACUGGGCGCCGCCGGGGCAGCCGCGCCGCCCGCCGCUGCUGCUCAUCCACGGCUUCGGGCCCAUGGCCACCUGGCAGUGGCGCCUGCAGGUGGCCCCUCUCUCCCGCCACUUCCACGUCAUCGUCCCGGACCUCCUCUGCUUCGGCGCCUCCUCCAACUCCGGCGGCUCCCCGCCGCCCUCCGAGUCCGCGCAGGCCGCUGCGCUCGCCGCGCUGCUCGACGCGCUCCCUGGCCUCGCCACGGGCGCGCGCUUCGCGGUGGUCGGCACCAGCUACGGCGGGUUCGUGGCCUACUCCCUGGCGCGCGCGGUGGGGCCCGGGAGGGUCGGCCCAGUGGUGAUAUCCAACUCCGACCUGCUCAAGACGGCCGAGGACGACAGGGGGCUCCUCGAGCGCGCGGGGGGCGGGUGGGCGCGCACGGCCGACCUGCUCAUGCCGCUCGACGCGCGAGGCGCGCGGCGGCUCAUGGAACUCUCCUUCUACCGGAGGCAGGCCAUCGCCUUGCUGCCCGACUUUGUGAUCCGACACGCCGUGCAGAAGCUUUUUUGGGAUAAAAGGGAGGAGAAGAUUGAGCUUAUGAAGGCUAUAACUGUAGGCACAGACGAGUUCCAGCUUACACCCUUGUCUCAGGACGUUUUGCUCAUCUGGGGAGAUCAUGAUCAGAUAUUUCCCCUGGAAAAGGCAUUUGCCGUCAAGAGGUGUUUAGGUGAGAAUGUUAGGUUGGAAGUCUUCGAGAAAACAGGCCAUGUACCUCAGAUGGAGGACCCGGAUCGGUUCAACAGGGUUGUGCUGCAUUUCUUGCUUUCGUCUGGAAAGCCUCCUUCAACUCAGCAUGAUCAGUAGCAUGCGGUUGAUCAGUUGAGCCCUCCUCUGGUCCUGAAUCGUGUUCUAUUGUAAGAGCGUUUCUUUCUCGGGGGAUAUAAGAUUCACUGCGAGCAUGUUGAGAGUUCAGUAUAUGGGGAGCCAUAUACCCUUCCAAGUUGCAGAAAAUUCCGCGGAAAUGCUUGCGGCUGUUCAGUCAUGCAAAGUGUAUGUAUACCUGUAAUUGCACAUUAGCUUGCGAAAUAUUUAUAGCACCGAUAAAACCUUGCGAAUUAUGCUGCGAAAA